AUGGCCAAGAAUCCAGCUUGGGUCAAGGCCCUUAAGCCCUCCGGGCCGCAAGGGUCGGCGCUGCUACAAGCCGAGCGCGACGGAUCAGCCCUGAAUGUCGACCAGCUUGCAGAGCACCUCUUCACAAACCAGGUCCUCGAGCGGAACGCGGCAAUCCUGAAGAUCUUACAGAAUGACCCCGUCUUUGAUAAGUCACAGAACUAUUUUCGCGGCAGAGAGAGCCGGAUUGAGGCCGCUCUGGCAAGAGGCAAGAGGCUACGGCAGCUCUCGGUCGAGCACAAAUGGUCCGAAGACGAAUACAUGGUCGCCAAUGACCUGAUCGCCGAGCCAACUCCAUAUGGUCUGCACGCGAGCAUGUUUUUGAAGACUCUUCGAGAGCAGGGCACGCCCGAGCAAAAGAAGCGCUUCCUAGAGAAGGCGGAGAACUACGAGUUCAUUGGCUGCUACGCUCAAACGGAACUGGGCCAUGGCUCCAAUGUCAGAGGCCUGGAGACCACAGCUACUUGGAAUCCCCAGGACAAGACCUUUACACUGCACUCCCCGACACUCACAGCAGCGAAGUGGUGGAUUGGUUCUCUCGGAAUCGCCGCAAAUCAUGCGGUCGUGAUGGCACAGCUGAUCAUCGGGGGUAAGCCGUACGGGCCACAUCCGUUCGUGGUUCAGAUCCGAGAUCUCAAGACCCACGAGCCGCUUGAGAACGUGCAUGUGGGCGAUAUUGGUCCCAAGUUCGGCUACAACACGAUGGACAAUGGCUUUUUGCUCUUCAAUCAUCUUAAAGUGCCCCACUCUCACAUGCUAGCCAAGUUCUCCCGGAUCAUUCCUGAGACUAAUGAAUACGUUCGACCUUCGAAUCCCAACCUCGUCUAUGGCACACUCACAUGGGUCCGCUCCAACAUCGUGCUCAAUGCCGGCAACACGCUGGCUCGUGGUGUCACCAUCGCCACUCGCUACUGUGCUGUCCGACGACAGUUCCAGGAUCGAGAUGCUCCUAAGGGAACGAAGGGUGAAACGCAAGUCCUCAACUACACCAUGGUCCAGCAGCGUCUACUACCUCUCCUUGCCACAACAUUCGCGCUUCACUUCACAGGCCGUGGCAUGAUUGAGCUGUAUGAAGCAAACCAGGCCGCCAUGAACAACAAGAAGUCUCCCUCUGAAGCUUCACGAAAUGCAGGGCCCGAAGAACUUCAACCUGGAGCAGAUCUGCUGGCCGACCUGCACUCGACUUCAUGCGCUCUCAAGGCAUAUGCAUCAACGCUUGCUGGUGAAGGUCUCGAGGUGUGCAGACGUGCCUGCGGUGGCCACGGCUACAGCUCAUUCUCCGGUAUUGGUACCUGGUACGCGGACUACCUGCCGACCUUGACAUGGGAAGGCGACAACUACAUGCUCACGCAGCAAGUCGCGCGGUACUUGCUCAAAUCAGCACGUGCAGUCCUCAAGUCCGGAAACCUACAGCCCUCUCAGUCUGACAACGACACAGCUCGUAUCCUAAAGGACUUCAAGCGUCGACAAGAUAUGGGCGCAGCCUUCGAUGUGCUCGGCUCCGACUCUGACAUCGUUGCCGCCUUUGCCUGGCGCGUCGCCUUCCUUACUUUCGAAGCUCUGCGCCACCGUGACGAAGAGCAUCAGAGCUGGAACUCAUUGCUCGUUGACUUCUGGCGGCUGAGCACCGCCCAGGCCCAAUACCUGGUAGUGAAGAAUUUCCAUGACGCACUGACGACACUAGGCACCACUAAGUCACUGGAUGCAGAAACGAGAGAUGUGCUGCAGAAGCUGUUCCGACUAUUCGCGCUGCACACGCUCGAGAGCGAGGCAAGUGAAUUCUUCACCAGUGGCGCGUGCACAGUGAGGCAGAUUCAGCUAGCUAGGACUCGAACCGUCAAGACUCUCCUGGAGGAGAUUCGGCCGCAUGCCGUGAGGCUGGUGGAUGCAUGGAAGUUCCCCGACUGGCAGCUGGAUUCGAGCUUGGGCAGGUACGACGGCAAGGUGUACGAGGACCUAUUCUACCGCGCCAGCGAGCUGAACCCGCUGAACAAGGUCGUGUUUGACCCGUAUCCCGACAGCAAGUCCCUCUUCAAGAAAGAUGGCAGGGAGCAGGUCAAGAGCAAGCUAUGA
Messenger RNA from Phaeoacremonium minimum UCRPA7, 2112 nucleotides. RefSeq names its product putative acyl- oxidase protein. The record is from RefSeq and is a predicted model, not a curated record. Gene Ontology annotation, molecular function: acyl-CoA oxidase activity; FAD binding; fatty acid binding. NCBI's taxonomy places the organism in Eukaryota, Fungi, Ascomycota, Sordariomycetes, Togniniales, Togniniaceae. The transcript has a single exon. The coding region runs from base 1 to 2112 and encodes 703 amino acids. Gene Ontology annotation, cellular component: peroxisome. Gene Ontology annotation, biological process: fatty acid beta-oxidation using acyl-CoA oxidase; lipid homeostasis.